Messenger RNA from Daphnia magna, 1222 nucleotides. RefSeq lists its product as uncharacterized. Lineage: Eukaryota; Metazoa; Arthropoda; Branchiopoda; Diplostraca; Daphniidae. Gene Ontology annotation, biological process: biological process involved in interspecies interaction between organisms. Gene Ontology annotation, cellular component: external side of plasma membrane. The coding region runs from base 130 to 1110 and encodes 326 amino acids. Gene Ontology annotation, molecular function: carbohydrate binding. The record is from RefSeq and is a predicted model, not a curated record. The transcript has 4 exons.
CCUUUGCACCUCAAUCAGAGGUCAGGCAUGUUUUAAAACAAUUUAAUGCCAAUGAACGCGGAAAUCGCAGACCCUGUCGUCCUAUAAAAAGCGAGACGCAAAUGUCUUAAAUCACAUCAGUCGCAGAAAAUGCAGAGCUUCAAUAUCUUGUUCUCCAUCUUCGUCGCUUUUUGCCUCGUCUUCGCUUCUGGCAAAGCCCACCAUGAAGAAGGGCAUUUCGAAUCUGCCGUAGACCAACCGGACGAGUCUCAACCGAUGGCCACGGUAGAAAACACUGAAGGUAACGUCGAGUUGAACGAAGCUGACAAAAAGAUAUUGCUACCCAUGUUGGCUAUGAAGCCAUUGGUAGUCGCUUCUGGCUUGCUGGCCGGUAGCAUGUUACCUAAUAAAAAGAGACCUACUCCAAGACCUGGGACACCGACGGAAAACAACGUGGUGGUAGCAAUCGGCAACAGCGAUAACGUCAAAAAAAGCGAAGACGAGUCCAGGAAAUUGUUGCUACCUCUUCUGGCUAUGAAGCCUCUAUUCAUCGCUAGUAUGUUGGCUGGUAAUAAGUUCCCUGCACCGGGAAUUGGCAUCACCAUCACUAAACACGAAUCGGCUACUAAUCCACCGGUUGGCAGUACGACAACGCCACAACCGACGCCGACGCUUCCACCGAUCCCAACUCCAACACCUCCAGGUGCUAACACUUGUCCUUCUCUGAACGGUUUCCCGUGUUAUCGACUUCCGUCCGGAUGCGUGUGUAUGAUCAGUAACCAAAAACCUUGGAUUGAUGCUCUCAGUUAUUGCGCAGCCAACGGUCGUAAACUGGUCAGCAUCCAGUCGCAAGCCAAGAAACUGGAACUUGAAACUUAUUUGCCUUCUCUGAUAGGCGCAGGAGCCGACGACAUCUUUGAAUUCGUCGGAUUCUGGACGUCCGGUAUUUACGCGUUGACUGCGUACACUUGGGCGAGCAUCCCGCAAUAUUUUACCUUCACCGAUUGGCGUUCCGGAGAACCAGAUAAUACGAAUCUUCCUCGUGCCACUUGCGUUCGUGCAGUGCCAACGGAAGGUUACCAAUGGGAUGACAUCGACUGCGGCCAAUUUCUACCUUUCCUUUGCGAAUAAAUUGGGAGUCCAUCAUUCGGCAUGAAAUUACCUUUUUCACACCUACAUUUCUAAUUUAUUCUUUGAUAGUGCAAUUUCAUCUUUUUACCACUAAAUACAUUCUUGAAUGCCA